Marchantia polymorpha subsp. ruderalis is the source of this 1568-nucleotide messenger RNA. The record is from the annotation of a GenBank genome assembly. NCBI's taxonomy places the organism in Eukaryota, Viridiplantae, Streptophyta, Marchantiopsida, Marchantiales, Marchantiaceae.
UUUCAUAUAUCGAGCUGCGUCGAUUUAUUAUCCGAAUUUCGACAAGUGUGGUGAAAAUGUCGUGGAACCAUAUCUUCAUGUGCCGGUGGUCCAAAUGCCGCGCUGGGAUGCUCAGCAUCUGAAUCGGAGUGGGUGACAUGUUCCAGUAGAACGAGGCACGGGAGAAUAGAGGCUGCAGCAAGCUCGGGUAGAGCUGGAGGAGAGAUUGACGGCAGGAAUUGGAAGCUGCUGCUAUGGCGGCGGUUCUGGCUUCGACGUCAUGCUGUUUUCUGGGAGGAGGAGGAGCAUGGAAGCCGGAAUUGGUGCGCAGGAGGGUGUUGAGUACGGCGAGGUACACGGUGGUUGUAGGGCAGGGCGGGAGUGACGAUGUAGGAGAGAAGAGUGGUUCCAGGCUCUCGAGCAUUUUGAAAAAUAAGCAGCGCAUUCUGCAGUCGCAGCUCAGUAGGCUAGAGAAUGGUCAAUUGGAGUCGCGGUUGUCGUCGUUGGAGCCUUAUGAGAGCCCCUACAGGCUUCUGGAUACCAUUGCUGGACAAUUGAUGCAGGGGAAGACCACCGUCGUUGCCGAGAUUGCGCGGCUCUCUCCUUCAGAAUCUCUCGAGAGCUUUUCCAGUCGCUGCUCCAAGUAUGUGGAAUGGGGUGCUGAUGCCCUUGCCGUCUGUACUGACGAGGAAAAAUCUCCUAAUGGUGUUGCCGAUCUGACUGCCGCAUGCCGAGCCGUCAAUGUGCCGGUACUGCGCAAGGACUGGAUAAUUCACCCUUUGCAGGUUGCUGAAACAAGGGAAGCAGGUGCUUCUUCACUUACAGCAGUGUAUUCUGUUCUUGGGAAAGGUUCACCAGCUAUUUUGCAAUAUGCAGUUUCAUUGGGACUUGAUGCCAUUCUUGAGGUGAUCAAUCUUCAAGAAUUACAAGAAGUCGAACCUCUCGGAGCCCCUCUUUAUGGCAUUAAUCUUUCCGUCGGGAUAACCCUAUCACUGCCAGGCGUGAGAAUGGACAUAGCCAAGGCCCUGGUUGGGCAAAUACCUUUUGGAGCGUCAUCCCUCGUUGGCGUGUGGUCCAUCGAGGAGGCAAUACAGCUGAAAGGUGAGGGAGCAGACGCCGUUUAUGUGAGGCAUGAAGUCUUACAGGGUCGCAGUGCAGUGGAGGCGAAGCAGCUGGUUCCGCGAACGUUUUUGGAGAACCUUAGAGACGCAAUGACUGGAGACGAUUAGCUCAAAUCAAAAACUUCUAACCUGAAUCUCUACAACCAACCGUGCAACACAUGUCGACCAUGUCCAUGUAAUCUGUACACAUAAUGAGCCAAGAGUUUGUCGAUACUACUCUGUGUACGGUGUUGGUGGCUAGUUCAAGCGUCUGUUAUAAAAGAUUACAGGCUUCUGGUUAACUCAUCUUAACUUUCGGGUAUAAGCCACUUGGUAUCUUAAACCCCAAAGAAUGCAUUCUAUCUUCAUUUACUCUUCUGGCAGUCAUUCGAUUGUCGACAAGUGAAAGAAGUAUGUAAUGUCCGACUUGACUUGGAUAUCAAGGAAGCAUGAGCGAACAGUUUUGUUGCAACGUACGAACAUUCUGCG